Molecule: messenger RNA, 140 nt
Organism: Funneliformis mosseae
Lineage: Eukaryota; Fungi; Glomeromycota; Glomeromycetes; Glomerales; Glomeraceae
Source: the annotation of a GenBank genome assembly
AACUUGACGUAUCAGAAUUUUUAAAAGAUUUUGAUGAAUUUAUCAGAGAUUUAGAUAUUUUCUUAGAAGAGAAAUUAGAUAAUAUUAAAAUAGUUCAAGAGAAAAUUAAUGAGAAUUGGAAUCCUAAUUUAGCAAUUGAA